CUCGUUCACCAUUACCCGACGUCUAGUCAUCGCGCGAUCCCUACAGCGGCCCAAAUUCCUUGCUGCAACCAGGAAUUUAUAAAAGCAGCUUCUUCAUGAUGAGUUACGCUGAAAAGCCUGAGGAUAUUUCAAAAGAUGAGUGGAUGGACAAACUGAACAACGUGCACAUCCAGCGAGCUGAUAUGAACCGACUGAUCAUGAACUACUUGGUGACAGAGGGUUUUAAAGAGGCUGCAGAGAAAUUCCGUAUGGAGUCAGGCAUUGAGCCAAGCGUGGAUCUGGACUCCUUGGAUGAGCGGAUAAAGAUCCGUGAGAUGAUUUUAAAAGGUCAGAUCCAGGAAGCAAUCGCUCUCAUCAAUAGCCUUCAUCCAGAGCUCCUCGACACCAACCGCUACCUGUAUUUUCAUCUACAGCAACAGCACCUUAUCGAGCUGAUCCGUCUGCGGGAGACGGAGGCGGCGCUGGAGUUUGCCCAGACCCAGCUGGCGGAGCAGGGGGAGGAGAGCCGCGAGUGCCUGACUGAGAUGGAGCGCACACUGGCCCUGCUGGCCUUCGACAACCCAGAGGAGUCACCCUUUGGAGAUCUUCUCAAUAUGAUGCAGCGGCAGAAGGUAUGGAGUGAGGUAAACCAGGCGGUACUGGAUUAUGAAAACAGAGAAUCAACACCAAAACUGGCGAAGCUGCUGAAGUUACUGCUUUGGGCACAGAACGAACUGGAUCAAAAGAAAGUGAGAUACCCCAAAAUGACAGACCUAAGCAAGGGCACAAUUGAAGAUCCCAAGUAGAAUGAAAAACAAAAUGGACACCUACACUCAUUUUUCUUUUUAUUUAUGAACAGUUAUGGACUGGACUAUAUAUUAUAUAUUAUAAGACUGUAUGUAUAAAUAUAUACACUUUGUUGAUGCUUUUGAGAGAAUUUACAUAAUCCAAGGUACAAACUGUAUAUGGCUCUAUUUCAAAACUAAUUAUCACUACAGAAGUAAUACUAUAGCAUAUACACAAAGUCUGAGGCUUUUUAAUUGUCACUACUGGGUUAACUUAACAGUAUUUACCACUGUUUUAUGUUUGAGCAUCAUGUUCAUUUUUACCGUUUUUAAACCACUGUUUUGCAUUGAGUGUGCAGGGGGAUCAUUUGUACAUACAGUGUGAGCUCUUAUGCCUAAAUUAGGCUUUGUAAUGGACGGUGAGGUACAUUUACCUGUGUUUUUUGUUAGGUCCAUUGCUUUAAGGAUUGUUUUGUAUUUCAAAGAAAAGACCGUAAGAUUCUUCUUCAACUGUGGACUGGCAGGGUUGAGCGUUGCUUGGCUGUUCUUGCUUGUCUGAUGCAGCUGAUCUGACUUCAUGUCUGACUUGAAAUUCACUUGAUGGAAUUUAUGGUCAGAUCUGUCAUUUAGACUUUCUGUCUCUAGUGGAACAACUGAUUUUUUUUCUCUGCUUUUUUUCUCAUCUCUGAAUAGGGAGGGUUUGUGUGAAUUUUCAGUAUGUGGUUCUUUUUAAGUUAUCUGGAGGUACUGAAAGGUAAAUGCUUUCCAUACACAGUCAUUUUGAUCCCAGUUUUUCUAGUCAUACAUGUGGUGAUUAAAUUUGUACGUUUUCAUUAUUUACUAUGAACCGGUAAUGCCUUGUAAAUGCUUUGUAAUUAUUAUUAUUAUUAUUUUUUAUUUUUUUUUUUUUCAUUUUUAAACCAGCUGCUAUGUCUUUUCUUUGUCAGUUUUGCUGCCAUUUCAUUGUAGGGGUUUGCUCAUGCGUACACACAAACCACAAAAGCAAAGUCCAUAUUUUGAAAAGUUUUUGAGAAGAUAUUUACAGAUAUAGGCUAAUAAAAUGAUGUGAACAAAUGCCAA
Alosa sapidissima (American shad) is the source of this 1844-nucleotide messenger RNA. RefSeq names its product GID complex subunit 8 homolog a (S. cerevisiae) (gene gid8a). NCBI's taxonomy places the organism in Eukaryota, Metazoa, Chordata, Actinopteri, Clupeiformes, Clupeidae. Gene Ontology annotation, biological process: proteasome-mediated ubiquitin-dependent protein catabolic process; positive regulation of canonical Wnt signaling pathway. The transcript is spliced from 5 exons. Gene Ontology annotation, molecular function: protein binding. The coding region runs from base 96 to 785 and encodes 229 amino acids. The record is from RefSeq and is a predicted model, not a curated record. Gene Ontology annotation, cellular component: cytoplasm; nucleus.